AUGGGAGAAACCGAAUCCAAAUCCGCGAAUGGUGCAGUUCACGCCACUACCACGUCGGACUCUUCGACAGUCACCGCUGGCCAGGACGACCAGCCCCCUAUAGCGGAACCCCCAGACCUAGUCACAGAGAAACCGAUUCUUCCCCAUACGCUCUCUGCUCACCGUGUCGCUCACGACCUCAAGUCGGACGUUGACGAUGGUUUGAGUAGCGAAGAGGCUGCUGCCCGCCUUGAGCGGGACGGCCCUAAUUCUAUCAAAGGCGCCAAGGGCAUUUCUCUCUAUGAGAUUUUCAUCCAGCAGGUUGCCAAUGCCUUGACUGUCGUCCUUAUCGCCGUGACCGCUCUGUCCUUUGCUAUCUCGGACUAUAUUGAGGGUGCCGUCGUGGCCGCCGUCAUUGUCCUUAACAUUGUUGUCGGAUUGAUCCAGGACUACCGCGCUGAGCAGACUAUUCAGUCUCUUUAUGCACUGUCCACUCCUAAGUGCAAGGUCAUCCGAGAUGGUCAGAGUGAAACUGUCAAGGCCGAAACCCUCGUCAAGGGCGACAUAGUCUCCCUCGCUACCGGUGAUGUUGUCCCUGCCGACUUGCGUCUGGUUCAGGGCAUCAACGUUUCCACCGAUGAGGCACUUCUGACUGGUGAAUCUAUCGCCAUCAGCAAGAAGCCAGAGGUUAUCUUCACAGACCCUGACAUGCCCAUGGGUGAUCGUAUCAACCUCGCCUAUUCUGGAAGCUCCGUCACCCGUGGCCGUGCCACUGGUAUCGUUAUUGCUACUGGAAUGGAGACCGAGGUCGGUCAAAUCGCCGAGCUCCUACGCAAGACCAAAGACGACAACUCCGAAAGGACACCCGUCGGUCGCGCAGUUUGGAGGUCUUAUCAGUUCAGUCGCAGAAUUCUUGGUCUUGAGGGAACGCCUCUCCAGGUUACCCUUAGCAAGUUCGCCCUGUUGCUGUUCGCCUUUGCCAUUCUCCUUGCCGUUAUCGUCUUCUCCGUUAGUCUUUGGAAGAUCACCGAUGAGGUUCUUCUUUACGGAAUCUGUGUCGGCGUGGCUGUCAUUCCCGAGUCUCUCCUCGCCGUCUUGACUGUUACCAUGGCCGUUGCUACCAAAGCAAUGGUCCGGGGUAAUGUUAUUGUCCGUCAGAUGCCGUCUCUGGAGGCUGUUGGUGGUGUUACCAACAUCUGCUCUGACAAGACCGGCACUCUGACUCAAGGACGAAUGAUUACCCGCAAAGUCUGGCUCCGUGGCGAUCUAUCCGGAACUGUUGAAGGCACCGCCAACCCUUAUGACCCCUACAGCGGCACUGUCAAGUGGUCGGCUGAUCUGGCUGGAAGCUACUUGAACACUUUCCUCAAGGUUCUUACCCUUUGCAACAACUCUACUGUUAGCGAUGGAAAGAAAGAGCCAGAGACCGACUCCAGCAGUAUUAUCACAUCCGACGAUGCUGAUUGGAAGGCCGUUGGUGAGCCUACUGAGAUUGCUCUCAAGGUCUUCGCCAUGAGGUUCGGUCGUAGUAUCUCCGGGGGUGAUACCCUGGUAGCUGAACAUCCCUUCGAUUCGUCCUGCAAGCUUAUGAGUGUUGUGUACGGCAACGAGAUUGAGAACACCCGACACGUCUACACCAAGGGCGCUGUUGAGGUUCUCCUCACAAAGCUCACAGAGACUGAAGAGUACAAGAAGGAAAUUUUAAUGAAGGCUGAGGAUCUCGCUAGCCAAGGUCUGCGAGUACUCUGCAUUGCAACCAAGCCCAUGAACGGCGACGUUCAGGACUGCCAUGAUCGCGCCAAGGUUGAGAAUGAUCUCCAGUUCGUUGGCCUUGCUGGACUUUAUGACCCUCCUCGCCCUGAGACCGCUGGUGCCGUGGAGCAAUGCCGCGCUGCUGGUGUUACUGUCCACAUGGUCACCGGUGAUCAUAUCAAGACCGCUACAGCCAUCGCCUAUGAAGUCGGUAUCCUCAACAAGGAUAUUCGUCUGAAGACCAACACCGUCAUGGCCGCCGCUGACUUCGGAGCUCUCAGCGACGCUGAGAUUGAUUGUCUUGAUGAACUGCCUGUUGUCCUCGCCCGUUGUAGCCCGCUGACCAAGGUCCGCAUGAUUGAGGCGCUCCAUCGUCGCAAGGCCUUCUGUAUCAUGACUGGUGAUGGUGUCAACGAUUCGCCUGCCCUCAAGCAAGCUGACGUCGGUAUUGCCAUGGGAGACCGUGGUAGCGACGUUGCCAAAGAGGCGGCGGACAUGGUUCUGACUGAUGACAACUUUUCAUCUAUUGUUACCGGUAUUCAGGAAGGUCGACGACUGGCUGAUAAUAUCCAGAAGUUCCUUCUCCAUCUUCUGACCUCUAACCUGGCGCAAGUCGUUCUUCUUCUUAUCGGUCUUGCCUUUAAGGACGAGAAUGGCUACGCUGUGUUCCCGCUGUCCCCCUUGGAGAUUCUCUGGGCCAACCUUGUCACGUCAUCGCCUCUUGCUUUGGGUCUGGGUUUGGAAGAGGCUUCCCCUGAUAUUCUCCGCCGACCCCCUCGCAGCUUGCGCAGUGGUGUCUUUACCUUUGACUUGGUCCGUGACCAGCUUGUAUACGGAUUCUGCUCAGGCUCUCUGUGUCUGGCCUCGUUCAUGAUUGUCAACUAUGCCGCGUCUGGCCAGGGUUACUAUAGCAUGGUGCAUGGCUGCAACGACAGUGGAACUGUUGGGUGUGACCUUGUCUACCGCGCUCGUGCCACGACCUUUUCUACUUUGGCAUUCUUACUGCUCGUCACUGCCUGGGAGGUGAAGCACUUCCACCGCAGUCUGUUUAACAUGGAUGAGCGCGCAACGGGUCCUUUCUCUGUGUUCAAGACCAUCUACCACAACAAGUUCCUCUUCUGGUCCGUGGUUGCCGGUUUUGUCAUGGUUUUCCCCAUUGUGUACAUCCCCUACCUCAACACCGAGGUCUUCAAGCACAAGGGCCUCACUUGGGAGUGGGGAGUCGUGGCUGGCUGCGUCGUUGUAUAUGUCGCUCUUAUUGAGGCAUGGAAGGCAUGCAAGAGACGUUUUAAGCUUGGCAUCGACUCACACCCUGUAACCCAGGGCCGGGCUGAUGUCUAA
Molecule: messenger RNA, 3072 nt
Organism: Fusarium sp. VM40
Lineage: Eukaryota; Fungi; Ascomycota; Sordariomycetes; Hypocreales; Nectriaceae
Source: the annotation of a GenBank genome assembly